Molecule: messenger RNA, 2747 nt
Organism: Xenia sp. Carnegie-2017
Lineage: Eukaryota; Metazoa; Cnidaria; Anthozoa; Malacalcyonacea; Xeniidae
Product: histidine ammonia-lyase-like
Exons: 22
Coding region: 196-2067 (623 amino acids)
Biological process (GO): L-histidine catabolic process
Cellular component (GO): cytoplasm
Molecular function (GO): histidine ammonia-lyase activity
Source: RefSeq, a predicted model, not a curated record
AGAAAUUGGAAGUAUCAAAUGAGAUAUAAAUACAAUUCUGUAUGAGAAAAGAAGUAGAGAACAGUGUCCUGUCUUUCUUCUCUUUCCAUGUAUUAUAGGCGUUGUGAAGGCGUGCUUCACAAGUGGAUGUAAUUAUAAUACUAAAUCAAGAAACCUUUAUUUUAUACCGAAGAUUUUCGUAUUAGUGCUAUCAUCAUGCGAGUUCAUGUUAAGUUUGACGAGAAAUGUGUCGUUGUUCCUUGUGAAGACGGCAAGCACAGCGUAAAAUGGCUCUUGACUCAAGCCUUACUAAGAUUUCAAACCUUGGGCGAAGUGAUUUCAAGAAACGACAGUAACGCGUGUUUGCAACUGCCUAAUGACGGUGGAACGCUCUGGUCUGAUGAUGUAAUUCAAGAUGUUUUGGAAAAUGAUGACUUCGUUGAGAUGAGAUUUACGACGGCUGAUGAUGUAUGCGAUCCAAACCAAGACAAAGGUCUUUCUUCAAAGAAUCCAUCUCUUCCAUCACAACAAAAGAUGAUUUUGGAUGGCGAGAGUCUGACUAUAGAAAUACUUAAACAUCUUGCAAGUGGAAACUGUAAAAUAGAGAUCUCUCCUGAAGCAAUAGAUCGCGUUAAAAAAGGCCGAGAACUUGUGGAGGACAUAGUUCGUGAAAACAAAGUGGCGUAUGGUAUCAAUACUGGUUUUGGAAAGUUCGCCCAGAAAGUUAUAUCGGGAGAAAAGCUAGAACAACUUCAAGAGAAUUUGAUUAAAUCGCAUGCAGCUGGUACAGGAAACCCACUUACAAUUGAACAAACAAGAAUGAUGAUGGCACUACGUAUUAAUGUGCUUGCUAAAGGAUACAGUGGAAUAUCUUGGGAGAAUUUGCAGUUGAUCGUGGAGGCUUUUAACGCAUCUUGUUUACCUUGGAUUCCGGAGCAGGGAACUGUAGGAGCAAGUGGGGAUCUUGCACCACUUGCUCACCUCGCGCUUGGCCUUAUGGGAGAAGGGAAAAUGUGGAGUCGUAAAAGUGGUUGGAGCGACGCUAAACUGGUAUUGCUGGCACAUGGCUUAAAACAGAUCGUGUUAGGUCCAAAGGAGGGUCUUGCAAUGAUCAAUGGAACCCAAUUAAUAACUGCUGUUGGAUCUGAAGCAUUAUCUCGGGCAAUCGCAAUUUCACGGCAGACAGACGUCGUUGCUGCAUUAACAUUGGAAAGUCUUAAAGGAACACCACGGGCUUUUGAAAGUCGUAUUCAUAAGCUAAGACCACACAAGGGGCAAGGAAUUGUAGCAAAAAGAAUAAAGUCUCUACUACAUACCGAACGUUAUCCUUCUGAAAUUUAUGAAAGCCAUCGUUUUUGUGAUCGCGUGCAAGAUGCAUACACCAUGCGUUGCUGUCCACAGGUUCAUGGAAUUGCGUUGGAUACAAUCGAAUUUGCAAAAGAUAUUCUCACCACCGAGAUGAACAGCGCAACAGAUAAUCCUAUGAUCUUUGCCGAGUCACGUGAUGUUAUUUCUGGUGGAAAUUUUCAUGGAGAAUAUCCGGCAAAGGCGUUAGAUUAUCUAGCAAUUGGAGUCCAUGAGUUAUCAAGUAUCAGUGAACGUCGUAUUGAACGGCUUAUGAAUCCAGCUUACAGUGGCUUACCAGCCUUCCUUGUUGAAAACGGUGGCCUAAAUUCUGGUUUCAUGGUGGCGCAUUACACAGCGGCGGCUCUAGUAUCCGAAAAUAAAGUGUUAUGUCACCCAUCUUCCGUCGAUUCUUUAUCUACGUCAGCGGGUACUGAAGAUCACGUGUCCAUGGGUGGUUUCUCAGCGAGAAAAGCGUUGAAGGUCGUGGAAAAUGUUGAACGAGUUAUUGCUAUCGAGUUGUUAGCUGCUUGUCAGGCGAUCGAGUUUUUGCGUCCUCUGAAGACGACCGAACCACUGGAAGGUGUUUAUGAAUUAGUUCGAAAAUACGUCAAAACCUGGGACAAAGACAGAAUAAUGGCCCCUGACAUUGAAAAAGUUACAAAUCUUCUGCGAUCGGAAAAGGUCUGGGAAGUGGUCUCACCUUACAUUGACGACAAUUGCAUCGCCAUUCAAUCGACGUAAUCUUAAAAAAGCGUAAUGUAUAGAUGAAAACAUUUUAUAUCUUAAAGAGCACUUCAAUCAAUGACGAUUAUUGGUGUUGUGAAACAUUCAUUAUGUAACAUUUUUAUCUCACAGAAGACGAUAAGUUUACUUUUAUUUGUUUCUUAUAUGUUAUUUACAUGAUAUGCUAACGCUUUGAGAAAAUUCCCGAUUAUUUUGCAGCAAAAUCUCUUAAUUUUCCUCCAACAUUUUCAUCCCAUCCUUUACGACAUGUUUUCAUGAUCCACGCAUGCUCGUCAUCGUCUAGAGUGAAAAGAAGGAAGAAAGUCUUGAAAGUACUGGAAACAUCAAAAUCAGGUACAGGCAGCGGUGAUAACCGACGACGAUGGAUAUUUGUCAUUGGGUCAAAUUUAAUUACCCGCAUUUCGUAAGAAUUGCCCUUCAUAAUCUACAACAAUACGCGUCACUGGGUUGUAAAAACCGUCACCACAGUCAUAGCAGCCUUCGAGAAUGUCACGUGGUGGCACGCGAUUGGUGAGCUGGGAACGACCUAAAACAAAAUCCAAUUAAGCAUUGUUGAAUCUUGAAUUUGUCUUAAUUUAUUGAAUCGUUCAGUACAAAUACGAUCUUCGGCCAUGACUCAAGGAUUAAGGUUAAGAAUACCAAGUAGCUUAUUCAAUAAAGACAAAUCAACGUUUAAA